This is a messenger RNA of Synchiropus splendidus (mandarinfish), 2413 nucleotides long. It is a transcript of the gene tmem110l, whose product is annotated as transmembrane protein 110, like. Gene Ontology annotation, cellular component: membrane. Lineage: Eukaryota; Metazoa; Chordata; Actinopteri; Syngnathiformes; Callionymidae. The coding region runs from base 113 to 1042 and encodes 309 amino acids. The record is from RefSeq and is a predicted model, not a curated record. The transcript has 9 exons.
CCUUGUUUUUCCGAACUGGAACAUGGCUGUAAGUGAGAUAAUCGGUAAAGUGAUGAUACAGAUCAGAUUUGUCUUGCGAUAAAUUAAAGUUGGAGUUAAUGGCUCAGCGGAAAUGAAACGUCAGCUGGUUCGGAUGCACAUGGACAUGUACGGAUUCAGCGGAGUGUUCCUGACCAAAAGGCUGACGGACAACGCCGAACUACAAGUCUCGGUGACGCCGGACGUAAACGAAGCGAACCCUCACGGCUGCGAUAAUGGAGCCUUAAUGGACCGGUUCGGAGUGCUGAUCCAGGGACUGCUGGCCAUCAUCGCCUUCAGUACCCUGAUGCUGAAAAGGUUUCGAGAGCCCGCUGGGAUCAGACGACCGUGGAGGAUCUGGUUAUUCGAUACAUCCAAACAGGCCAUCGGGGCUCUUUUCAUCCACUUUGCCAACGUUUUCUUGUCCACGCUCACCAAAGAGGACCCAUGCUCUCUCUAUCUGAUGAACUUCCUGCUGGAUGCCACCCUGGGGAUGCUGGUUAUCUGGAUUGCGGUCAAGCUGCUGUCCAAGCUGAUCGAGUGCAAGCAGUGGAUGUUGCUCACGUUCGGAGAAUAUGGUGACCCUCCGCGGGCAGCAGCAUGGCUCGGUCAGUGUGGCAUCUACCUCCUCAUCAUGGUGUUGGAGAAAAGUGUGGUCAGUCUGGCGCUGCUCAUUCCUGGCUGGUCCAAACUUCAGGAGGUUUUGCUCAGCUACAUUUCGGACCCUCAGCUGGAGUUGGUGCUGGUCAUGCUCAUUGUACCCUUUAUAGUCAACUCCAUCAUGUUCUGGGUGGUGGACAGUCUGAUGAUGAGGAAGUAUAAGACGAUGAAGAGCCUGGAUGACUCCUGCGACAGCGCUGUGAAGGUGGAACCUCCUCCAUGGGGAAAUGGGGAUGAGUCUGAGGUCCUACUCACAGUGGAGACGGACGAGGCGUCAGACGAUGAAGAGCCCAGCGACGUGGACUUGCUCCCACACAUCCAGUACUCAGAAGCACUGGUCCGUCCCAGCUGGGUGGUGGUCUAGAAAGCAAAACUCCCACUGCCUUAACGCACCAUCUGACCCUUGAAAACGUAAACAACCUCUCAGGCAGGCGCCUCUGCUGACUGUAAAUCAGGAAUUACUAGCUUCUCUCACCUCGCUGCCUGCAACAUCACAGCGACCACAACUGAGCAAAGAUUAUUAGUGACAUGGAGUUCAGGGUUGAUGUCAGUCAGUUAUCUUGGUGUAUGAGGGACUUUUGGGAGUGAUGUUGCUCUAAAAAGAGACAUUCAUCAUGUAUCGUAUUCCAAAGAGGAGUGUUAAGUAUACAUGUCUUUUUUUAUUAUGACUUGAAUGCACCUUUUUCUUUCAUGUGUAAUUAUAGUCCUCCCCCAGCCUUGAUACUUGAACGUUUCAUUAAUUAUCGCUUUUAUACCAACGUGACCACCCUGUCGGUCUUUUAACCACCUGAUAUCAUUCCUCAAUGCCAUGUUUACAGCAGGAUGCCAUGAAGUAAUAAAAGAUAAUGAAUAACUGAAUGCACAACACCAAAAAUGAUCCUGCGUAGCUUUCACUAAAUGCACCUAAGAUUUAUCUAUCCACAGAAUCCGUGUGGAUAGUGCUCAUCUGCAGGUGACUACUAUUUUGGGAAGUCUCUGAGUGUUGUUGAUGUAGUGACCCUUUUUUCAUUAUGAAUUUUCCGUUUGUUUUUUCACAUUCUUAGGCCGUCCAUGCAGCAUCUACAGUAUUGUUAUCAUAUAUGCAAUGUAAUUGUAAAUAUUUUAGAACAUUUACGCAUCGAAUGUUCUGCAUCACAAUCAUAAAUCCAAAAUAUCAGGAUUUUUAUUUCCUGUUUUAUUCCAUUUUUUGUAGUAUUUUAAAUACUUGCAACUAUUAUUUUGAGUUUUUUUUUUUAGCUCUUGUCAUGUAUUUAAGCAUGUAUAUUUUUCAAUGUUUGGGUUGUAUAUGUGGGUGCGAAAAGCUAACUUAAGCAUUAAAACCACUUUGUUCUACGGUUUGUGUGGAAGAAAAAUCUCUCAAAUUUUCAAAAAAAAAAAACAGGAUUGCUAUUUAACAAUGAAGUAAUAUUAAAUAAAAUUGCUUAACUGUCAAAUUAUUAAUCCUAGUAUUACUAAUGCGAAGCUAAGUUAGCUCUAGAACAGUUCUUGGCAGUUUGCAUUCGGUAUGCUUAUAUUAAUCUGUUAAAAUAUUUGACUGUAUUCUAACGUGGUUGAAUCUGUGGUAACUAGAAUAUACAGCAACUCCAAAGGUGCUCUAUCAUCUUUCAAUGCAUUAUCAACACUAUUGUAUUUAUUCUGUCUGUUAUGUGUUUUUCUUUCCAUAAACGUGGUUGAAGCCGUGGGCUUCAUAUUGAAUGUAUCUUUAAUCUCUGAAUAAAGAUGACUGACGUAUGAA